This is a messenger RNA of Sphaerulina musiva SO2202, 1176 nucleotides long. Its product is annotated as Metallo-dependent hydrolase. Bases 1 to 1176 code for a protein of 391 amino acids. Gene Ontology annotation, molecular function: hydrolase activity, acting on ester bonds. The record is from RefSeq and is a predicted model, not a curated record. NCBI's taxonomy places the organism in Eukaryota, Fungi, Ascomycota, Dothideomycetes, Mycosphaerellales, Mycosphaerellaceae. The transcript is spliced from 2 exons.
AUGGCACUGCCGGGCGGCGAGGUCGAGUUCCCAUGGCAUCUGGGAGUGUUUGACGCCCAUUGCCAUCCCACCGACACACUUGCCAGCUUGCAACAGAUUGAAGGGAUGCAUGCAAACGUCCUCACCAUCAUGGCCACUCGAGCACAAGACCAAGCACUUGUAGCAAAGGCUGCCGACGACAUGGGCUUAACAGAGGCCGACGUAGCCCAGGGAGAUGUAGAUUGGAGUAAGCAACACAAGGUCAUUCCCGCCUUUGGUUGGCAUCCGUGGUUCUCACAUCAGAUGUUCGACGAGUCGGACUACGGUAAUGUAACAUCGCUCGACGAUGAGCAGAAAGUCUUGCACUACCAGAGCGUGCUCACGCCCACAUCAGACGAUCAGGCCUUCCUGCGAUCAUUACCAGAUCCUCGGCCUGUAGGUCACUUCAUGGCCCAAACUCGAGAGUACUUGCGAAAGUAUCCUCUCGCCCUGAUCGGCGAGGUUGGACUCGAUCGAGGCUUCCGGAUACCGGGAUCAUGGCUCCCAGGAGAGACUGACCAGCGAGAUGAAGGCCUCACUCCAGGCGGCCGAGAGGGACGGAAACUCAGCCCGUACAAAGUCAAGAUGGAACAUCAGAAGAAAAUCCUCCUUGCACAACUGACUCUCGCAGGCGAACUGCAUCGUGCAGUAUCUUGUCACGGCGUUCAAGCUCACGGCGUGGUCUACGAAACUCUUGCUCACACAUGGAGAGGGCACGAGAAGAAGGUCUUGUCGAGACGAGAACAGAGGACGGCAGAGGCUGCAAGGCGAGCCAACGCCGAGUCCCUGGAAGAAAGGACAGAAGAGGCCUCAGCGCCCAAGCCCUUUCCCCCACGCGUGUGUCUGCAUUCAUUCUCUGGACCUGCUGAAACUGUUAAGCAGUAUAUCGCGCCUUCUGUCCCAUGCGAAAUCUUCUUUAGUUUCAGCACGACCAUCAAUGCCUGGGCCGAAGACGGCAAUGGCAAAGUGGAAGCUGCUGUAAAGGCAGUGCCGGAUGAUAUGAUCCUCGUUGAGAGUGAUUUGCAUACAGCCGGAGACCGGAUGGACGGCUAUUUGGAAGAGGGUAUCCGGAAGAUCUGUGAUGUGAAGGGCUGGGAGUUGAGCGAUGGGGUUCGAAGACUUGGGAACAACUGGAAACGGUUCGCACUGGGGCGGUAG